CUCAACCUCCGGCGACCUCUCCUCCCUCUCUAACACCUCCUCCAUUCUCCAUCCUCUCUCUCACCCCUUGCAUGCCUCAGAGACCUGACGCGCUGUCCGGCCAUUAUUGAGGCAUUGACCUUGAUCGCGUCCGGGCUCGUUGGCCGCGGCAAGCAAUGGAUAGGAUCCCCGUCGCGCCGCUCAAGUCCAGCAGCUUCUCGGCGGCCACCGCCCGGGAGGACAAGCUCGCCCGCAACCUCUCGCUGGGCCCCAUCAAGCUCAACGAGCACAUCAAGGAGGCGCGCCAGGAGAAGGCCGACAAUGCCGGCGCGGACGCGGGCGGCGGCGAGGCCGUGGCCGACGCCGUGCCGGAGGAGGCCAGCGAGCCGGACUUGGCCACGCUGUCGGCGGAGAUCGACGCGUUCCUCGCCGCCCUCAGGGACGGCGAGGCGCCUCCGGCCGUGUCCGAGGUGACGCUGGACAAGUUCGCGAACGCCGUCGAGCAGGAGAUGGCGCCGUUGGAGGGGACCGAGGACAAGUGGGUGCCCGAGGCUCCCGGCGAGGCGCCGCCGCUCCUCGCCACGAUCAAGCGCAUUGCGGCGCUCUCGUCGGCGCUCGCCGCGAGCCAGGCGGAGGGCGGCGGCACCUACACCAUCGGGCUGCACCGCGUCACGGGCGUGCUCCACCGCGCCAUGACGUUCGUGGAGGACGAGUUCCACGCGCUGCUCGAGGACCCCCGCGUCGCCAAGGUGGCGCCCGGCGGCGGCGGCGACACCGGCAGCGCCACGGGCAGGUCGAUGAAGCGGCCACCGUCGUUCGGGCACGGCGCGGAGCCCGACCGCUGCGUGAUCCCCUCGGACGGGGGCAGCGGGGAGGCCUCGCCGCCGUUCCCGCCGGAAACCGUGGACCGGCUGCGCGCCAUGGCGGAGGCCAUGUUCGCCGCCGGGUACGAGACGGAGUGCACGGAGGUGUUCCUGGUGGCUCGCCGGAACGCGCUGGACGCGUCGCUGCAGAGCCUCGGGUACGAGAAGGCGAGCAUCGACGACGUGGUGAAGAUGCCGUGGGAGGCGCAGGAGUCGGAGAUCGCCACGUGGAUCAAGGCGUUCCGGCACGCCGUCGAGGCGGACCUCCCCGGCGAGCGCGACCUGUGCGCCCGCGUCUUCGCCAGCGCCGACGGCCUCGCCCGCAGCAUCUUCGCCGACCUCGCGCGCGGCGCCAUGCUGCACAUGCUCAGCUUCACGGAGGCCGUCGUCCUGAUGAAGCGCGCCGCGGAGAAGCUCUUCAAGGUGCUCGACAUGUACGAGGCCAUCCGCGACGUGGCCCCCGUCGUGGACGCGUUCGUCGCCGAGGCCUCCGCCGGAGACAACGACGGCGGCAGCGCGGCAGCCGCCAUGAUGGCCGACCUGAAGUACGAGCUGGCCUCCGUGCGCGCCCGCCUGGGCGAGUCGGCGGCGGCCAUCUUCUGCGACCUAGAGAGCUCGAUCCGCGCGGACGCCGGAAAGCAGCCGGUCCCCGGCGGCGCGGUGCACCCGCUGACCCGGUACCUGAUGAACUACCUCAAGUUCACGUGCUACUACAAGGGCACCCUGGAGCAGGUGUUCCAGGAGUACCGGCGCCCCGACGACGACGAGCACGAGGGCGGAGCCGGCGCCGGCGACCCGUUCGCGGCGCAGCUGAUGGAGCUGCUGGAGCUGCUGCACGGGAACCUGGAGGCCAAGUCGCGGCUGUACAAGGACCCGUCGCUGAGCAGCAUCUUCCUGAUGAACAACGGGCGGUACAUGCUGCAGAAGAUCCGGGGGUCGCCGGAGAUCAACGCCGUCGUCGGCGAGGCGUGGUCCCGGAAGCGGUCGACGGACCUGCGGCAGUACCACAAGAACUACCAGCGGGAGACGUGGAGCCGCGUGCUGAACCUGCUCCGGGACGACGGCGUGAUCACCGUCAAGGGCCACGUGCAGAAGCAGGUGCUCAAGGACAGGUUCAAGCAUUUCAACGCCGCCAUGGACGAGAUCCAGCGGACGCAGGGGGCCUGGGUCGUCAGCGACGAGCAGCUGCAGUCGGAGCUCAGGGUCUCCAUCGCCGCCGUCAUCGUGCCGGCGUACCGGUCCUUCCUGGGGCGCUUCUCGCAGCACUUCAGCGCGGGGAGGCAGACGGAGAAGUACAUCAAGCUCAGCGGGGAGGACCUGGAGGCCAUCAUCGAGGAGCUCUUCGACGGAAACGCCGUCUCCAUGCCCAGGAGAAGGACGUAAUAUACACUAGUAAGGCCCCGUGCAUGACUAAUUACAUACUUUGAUUUAAGCAAUUAUUAUCAUAACUGUAUUUUAUUUUCUGUUUUUUUCUUAAUUUCGAUCGUUCAUCAGAGUUUUGGUCGAACGGUACAGAUGAUGUUGUAAUCCUAUACUUAAACUCACACUGCGUUAUUGCUCUUGCUCAAUCACGGCAGAUAGAUGUGUAUUGGUUGAUUAAUUGAUACAGUGUAUUACCUGUUCAUAUAUUUAUAUAUCAACAUUCUUUUUUC
Setaria italica (foxtail millet) is the source of this 2494-nucleotide messenger RNA. RefSeq names its product exocyst complex component EXO70B1. Gene Ontology annotation, biological process: exocytosis. Gene Ontology annotation, molecular function: phosphatidylinositol-4,5-bisphosphate binding. NCBI's taxonomy places the organism in Eukaryota, Viridiplantae, Streptophyta, Magnoliopsida, Poales, Poaceae. The record is from RefSeq and is a predicted model, not a curated record. Gene Ontology annotation, cellular component: exocyst. The transcript has a single exon. The coding region runs from base 156 to 2225 and encodes 689 amino acids.